Apiotrichum porosum is the source of this 6150-nucleotide messenger RNA. RefSeq lists its product as uncharacterized. Gene Ontology annotation, biological process: proteasomal ubiquitin-independent protein catabolic process. The coding region runs from base 1 to 6150 and encodes 2049 amino acids. The record is from RefSeq and is a predicted model, not a curated record. The transcript has 5 exons. Gene Ontology annotation, cellular component: nucleus; cytosol. NCBI's taxonomy places the organism in Eukaryota, Fungi, Basidiomycota, Tremellomycetes, Trichosporonales, Trichosporonaceae. Gene Ontology annotation, molecular function: proteasome binding; peptidase activator activity.
AUGCCCAAAUCACGCAUCGCCGCCAUCCUCUUGGGGACCUCUCGUCCGCCUGUCGCGCGACACCAACACUACGUCGACGACAAACCCUACUCGCGCUAUGUCCCAUGUACGGUCCCACUUGGCCAGCCUGAUGACGACCGCCGGUCGUGCCUAGGCCUCCCCCUCUCUUUGCCAUACGAGGUCGAGUCGCUCGAGGACAUGGACGCCCGUCUCGAACACAUUGUCACCCGCCUCCUCGAAUGCGUCAAGGCGUGCGAGUGGUCGCACGGCUUUCGCACAUGGAACUCGGCCCUCAACAUCUGGAUGAGCAUGGGUUACCCCAUGAAGAGGGAGAUCAAGAUCCGCCUCAUCUUCCUGUUCUACGAGAUCAUGUUCAUCCCUGGCAUGAGCACCUCGUUCAUCGAGGACAGGGCCAACGACCUCAUUGCUCUCCUCAGCGACCGUUCCCUCAACAUCCACGACCUUCGCAUGCCAUGGCGCCCCCUGUACGAUGCCCUCUACAACGAGCUCUUCCCCCACCCCAACAAACUCGCCCGCCACUCGGUCAACCUGGCACCGGUGUAUCUCAACGUUGCCGAGAUGGGACAGCGCUUCUUCCACCCUUCCGAGGUGGACGAGAUGCUUGACGUCAUUCUCCCACAGUUUGACCCCAGCAUGGACUCUAUCCUUGCCACCCAACUCUUCUUGGUCCAUUUCUUGCCCAUCUCACACUGCACCAAAUGGCUUCCGAUGAUGUUCCGCCUCUGGUACGGCCUCAACAGUGGUCUCUGGGACGACCAGGCUUCCGACCUCCUCGGCCAGCUUGCCAUUGCCCACGUCGACCCUGCUCGUUCAGACCCGUCACUCCUCGCCCGCAUCCCGCACGGUCGCAUGAACACUCCCGAGGAGCAGGCCAACAACCCCAGCGUUCGCCGUGCCGAGCGCAUGCACAAGCACCGCCUCCUCGACGUCGAGGGCAAGGUCAUCCACGACGCUGAUGGCCUGAACUACUGGGUCGACCCGGCGUUGCUGCCUCCCGAGGAGGAGCACUCGGACCCCAACUGGCGCGGUAUCCGCAAGGACGUCGGCAUCUUCACCGAGCAAGAGUUUGAGUUUGUCAUGUCCAAGUGCCUCCGUUCGCUCAACGUGCCCGUCGGUGGCUCGCUGGCUUCGGCAAACAGCAUGUCCAUCACUGCCUCGGACGCUCGUACCAGCAAGAAGAUUCUGGACGCCAAGAAGCCGAUUGACCGUACACAGUCCCUGGCCGAGGUUAUCAUCUACUCGAUGGCAGAGGACUCGCCCAUUGCGCCGUUUGGAACCGGACCUCCCACCCGCUCGGCCACUCCUGCACCCGGCCAUGCUACCCCUGCCGGCAACAACACCUCCUCUGCCGACCCCAUUGCACGCUUGAGGAACGGUGCCACAGACAUGACUCGCAUGAGCAGCACCGACUCUCUCGCUGCUGCUGGCGAGCGGAUUGAGCUGCACCACAAGUACCUCGCUGGCUCCAAGGCGCUCGACCACCUGUCGCGUCUCAUCACCAGCUGUGAAACCUUUUUCCACCCUUCCAACUCGGGCCCUUGGUCGACCUUCCUUACCGUCUUCCUCUCCCACCUCACCCACAACUUUGUGCAGCGCUGGAAGCAGGAGGAGGAGCCUACCUGCAAGACCCCACCCGAGUGGCGUCUCACCCCAGAGAUCAAGCGCUCGUUUGUCCUCUGUCUUCGCCCCGUCGCCCUCACGGCCAUGUUCAACAAGGACAUGGACUCUGCUCAGCCGGCCAUCUCGACUCUUCGUCGCUUGGCCAUUCUCGAGCCCGACCUCAUCAUGCCUGCUAUCAUGGAGCGCGCCGUCCCGUCGCUGCAGGGUCUCGAGGAGACCCAGCGUACGGCCUCGGUCACUUUUGCCAUUGCCGCUGUUGCUGGGCCCCUCUCUGGCCGCGCCAUCUGGCGCUACGGAGGCAUGUACAUUGCCGACAUUCUCACCCUCUUGCUUCCCGGAAUCGACCUCAACGACCCCACCAAGACCGGUCUCUCGUGCAUGGCUAUUUGCAACAUGGUCGACCACAUCCGCAUUGCAGACAUUUCAGAGUAUGACGAGGCCAAGUGCAAGGCCGUCACUCCCGGAUCGCGCGCUGUGCGGACUUCUCCGCGCACCUUUGUCGAGGACGACCCCAACGACCCCAUCGGCCAGGAGUUUGAGGACCUUUCGCCCGAGGAGGUUGAACAGCGUAUCCGCAUGUCGACCCAGGCGUUCCGCGACUGGGUGCCCGAGUUCCUCGGCCGCGUCCUGCUCCUCAUCGGUAACCUCCCCGAGGAAGGUGGCAAGACCGGUCGUGCAGGUGGCAAGAUUGAAAUGUUGACCUUGCAAAGCGUGCUGCACACCUGCGGUGCCAUCUUUGCGGCUCUCGAUGACCAGCUCUUUGACGCUGCCCUCGAGCAGGUUGUCGAGUACGCCACGACGACCACUCGCUCCAACGCCGUCGACGCUGUUGGCGAACUGGUCAAGAACCUUUCGGCUGCCAACGCGACCAAGACGUUUGAGCGCCUGUUCCCGAUCUGUCGCCAGCGUAUCCUCUCCGAGCUGCGUGGCGGCGCGUCGUCGGUCCGCACGACCACCACAUCGAUCCCCCGCCCGUCGGACGCCUCCCUCCACUGGUGGCUGUCGAUUCUCUACGGCUUCCUCGUCCCCGGCCGCAUCUCGCUCACUGCGCACCGCGCAGAGUACAUGGACCUCAUCAAGACCAUGCUGCGCUGCACAUACUCUGAGCGUGGCUGGGCGUGGACCGGCAAGAUUGUCGAAAAGACCCUCAGCUGCCUUUCGGCGCUCUACCUCAAGGAAAUGCACCUUCUCAACAAGCCCGACCGUGAGAGCGAAGACUUCAAGCUCAACCACACCCUCUGGUGGGGCAAGCUGUACCGCGCGUGCGAAGGCAUGCCCGAGUGGCAGCUGCCUGGCAACGAGGAGAUUGACAUGGCCCUCGAGGUCAUUGGCCUUGCCGACGAGGCCGUCACCACCAUCGAGGGUCUGCUCGACAACCGCACCAGCGAGCUCGAGUGGAUCAACGACUUUUGCCGCGCCAUGAACCUUGUCGACGAGGUGAUUCUCGGCACCUACUCGCUCAUUGCCGAGGCGCCCGGUAUCAAAAAGGACGGCAUGGAGGCCCCCACUUUCCUCCCUGAAGAGCUGACCGCCUUGAGCCGUCCUUACAAGGCCGGUUUCCUCCUCUCGGACCCCAGCGACCCCCGCUACCAGCGUGUUGUUGCCUUCCGCACUCGUGCGGGUAACAUGCUCCACCGUGCAGCGUCCAUUAUGCGCACUGCUGGUGGUGACUCGGACUCGGACAGUGGUGUCGACAGCGUCAAGCUCCUUGUUGCCACCAUGGGCUCGUGGCUCACGUCGUACGGCAUGCGCUCGAAAAAGUACCAGAGCGCCUCGUCGGCGUACGACAACCUCCAGGCCAGCAAGCGCAUGUACGAUGGCCAGCGCAAGCAGCACCGCUCGGUCCUCCUUGGCGCUGCCCAGGUCCACCACAGCAACCGUCUCAUGACGGCCAGCUACUAUCGCCCCCGCGGUGAGCUGGAUGACAAGAUCAUCAAGAGCAUGCUCGAGUUCUGUCUGUCGCCGUUCGUCCGUGUCCGUCGUCGUGCCCAGUCGCAGCUCGACUCGAUCACCAAGACGUACCGCGGCGCAUGGGUCCUGUGCUUCCCGACCCUGUUCGACUCGCUCCAGUCUGGUACCGACCCCGACCGCAUGAAGGGUGCGCUCUACGUGCUCCGCUACAACGCAGUCGGUCUCAGCCGCAUGUCGCGUGACUGGCGCGGCCUCGUGCAGCUUGUCGACUGCCUCCUCAACGCCCACCACGAGCAGAAGGCCUCCGUCCAGGCCCUCGUCACCAAGACUAUUGACGAGCUCCUCUCCAAGCUCCGCGAGCCGGUCACGUUCCGCCUCAACCUGCGUAUUGAGCCUACGGAGCAGGCCGCCGACGAGGUGGCCACCCAGUUGAACAGCUCCAACCAGCCCAACGCCGACCUGAUCAAGCGCACCGACGCUGGUGAGGUUGCGCGCCUCCAGUUCCAGGACAGCCAGUACGACGAGCUCGUCGACCAUGUGAUUGCCAAGUCUCGCGACCCGACGCUCAACUGGCGCUACCUCCAGGCAGCUGCGCGCUUCCUGUACGCCAUGACUCGUCGCGACCGCCCCACCGACCCGCGCCUGCUCCAGUUCUUCCUCGGCAACGUCGGCAACGCCCACCCACGUAUUCGCGACUAUGGUUCGGCCGGUCUCACGCGCAUGCUCUUCCAGGCCACUGUGCGGUCAUUCUCGGUCGACUCGCCGGAACGUCUGUUCCUCCAAGAACCCUUUGACCCCUUUGCAACUGUCCUCGACCUGACCAAGGAGAUGACGCCGGAUUUCACCACAAACUAUCUCCAGGCGUUCCGCGAGGACCCCAAGCCCAACUCUGUCCUCCAGGACCGUAUCGACUCUGGAUGGCUGUGCUGGGGCCGCAAGAUGGAGGUCUCGCGCUUCUCGGGAUGGGACGAGACCGUCUUCGACCUCGAGGCGGCGUGCAAGCCUGCUGUUGGCAGCGUCGACGCCGCCAUUGCCGACCCGGCCUGGUGGAAGAUGCUGGCCGACUUUUGGUCGCAGGAGGAGACGCGCAACUACCCUUCGGCCAACCACAUUGACCUCAUCCUCGCCCUGUGCCAGGUCAUUGGCCGUCCCGUGUUUGACCAGAUCCGUCCCCUCGUCGAGGGCAUGGUGGCCGGCAUGGAGGAGAAGAAGGUGUACGACCGCCACAUUACCCGUGCCGUCUGGGAACUGCUUGCUGGUCUGCUGCGCGGUACGUGGGAGUGGUCGGGCAAGGACCGCCAGGACUUUUGGGACUGGUUUGCUCCUCUGCUCCCCGAGCUGUUCCGCAACAUCCGCCAGGACACGGUCAAGUGCUGGGACAUUACCGUCGAGUAUGUCCUCCAUGAGCAGGACCCGCGCCGCUACAAGCCCCUUGUGGACUUUAUGCUCAACACGGCGCUCGCCGCCGACUUCCAGGGCGGCUCGGCGUUUGACCUCACGCGCCGCGUGCAGCUGUGCCGUUCGGUCCUACGCUGCCUCCGCUGGCGCUUUGCUGCGUGGUCCCCCGAGUUUGAGCAGCUGUACUUUAAGGCUCUCGACUGCCCGUACGCCGAGGUCCGCGCCUUGAUUGGAUCGGUCCUCAACGGGCUCGACCAGCUCAAGUGGAACGCAUCCUACCCGACUGCCACCACUUUGGUCAAUGACAUUCUCGCCGACCCAGAGGGCAGCAAGGACAUUAUGGGCAUCCGCUCUGUGCCCUUCCAGAGACAGCUGGACGGGAUUAUCGCCAACCUCAAGGAACUGCGCAAGACGCGUCCUCACGGCCCCAAGGCCAUCCUCUCGCCGCACGACACGACGGCCGUCACGCUCAUGCACUGGCUCGCCAUCGAGCUCUCGGACGUUCACUCGGUCGGCACGUACCCGUACCUCGUCCCGAUCCUGCCCGAGAUCUUUGACCUGCGCGAGAUGAACGACAACAUUGAGAUGCAGAGCAACGCCGGCCGCCUCCUUGCGCUCAUCACCUCGAUCACGCCCGCAUUCUCCCUCAUCGAGCCGCUCAUGUACCAGCUCAUUUCGAUCCUGCAAAACUCGACGAGCUGGCGCACAAAGAUGCACUGCAUGCCAGUGCUCAGCCUGACAUACUUCCGCAACCUCUCGCUCCUGUCCGAGCCGUGCAAGGCCAAGUGUCUCGACGUCAUCUCCAGCUGCCUCAAGGACCAGAACCAAGAGCGCUCCAUGGUCGUCGUCCUCAAGGACCGCUUCUCCCGCGAACUGGAGAACAUCAAGCUGCCCCGCCGCGUCCUCAGCCCGGGCAACGUCAACCCGGCGUACCAGUCCAAGCUCGUGGAACUGCACGCCGCCGUCCUGGGCGCCGUGGCCAUUGUCGAGGCGUUCCCAUACACCGUACCGAAGUUUAUCCCGCCCCUCCUGGCCGACACGCUUGCCCCGCGCGUCUCCGAGCCCAUGCCCAUCAGCGCUACGAUCCGGUCGUGCAUUGCGUCGUUUAAGCGCACGCACGAAAAGUACCAGGAGAGGAUGACAGAGGACCAGCUCGCCUUGAUGAACUAUGCCCAGGCGGGUAAUUCAUACUAUGCAUAA